CUCAUCUACGAUGUGAGUGAGACAGCUGCGCGUUCGCCGGGUCAUCUCCGAAUACAGGCGUAGGCAUUCAGUAUGGUUAGAGUUCAGUGUCCGGAGCACAUAAAAACGAGUGCACGAACAGACCUAUUGUGAGAUAAAAAGGCUGUUGGAGGAUUUAAGAAUUUUGUCACACUGUGUUGAAAGACUGACUGUAGAGCCAAGCAGCGUCACGUAACAGUGAAGCAGAAGAGUUGGAAAUACAAGGAAUAUUAGAAAACGCUGUGUAUCGACAUCGGUUAGAAAUGACAGUUAUGGACUUUUUUGGCUGCGCCUUUUUGGCUUUCGGUCCACCACUUGCUAUGUUCACUUUCACUGUAGCUGUGGAACCUAUAAGGAUUAUAAUUUUAAUAGCCAGUGCCUUUUUCUGGCUAAUCUCGCUACUCAUUUCCUCAGCACUUUGGUAUGCUGUUGUACCACUUCAAGACCACCUGGCUUUUGGUCUAGUCUUCUCAGUACUUUUUCAAGAAGCCUUUAGAUAUCUAUUGUACUGGGUGCUACGGAAAGCAGAGCGUGGAUUGGAGAGAGUAACGACUGCACAUGUUGCUGACAGUAGACAUGUCUUUGCAUAUGUCUGUGGUCUUGGCUUCGGGUUUAUGAGUGGUGCCUUCGCACUGGUCAAUGUGCUGGCUGAUGCUGUAGGACCUGGGACAAUGGGUCUUCGUCAAGGCUCAGAAUAUUUUUUUAUAAUAUCUGCUGCCACCACACUCUGCUUCAUUUUUCUCCAUACCUUCUGGGGUAUUAUUUUCUUCUCUGCGUUCGAUCACAAGAAAUGGGGUCUAGUCACCUGGGUUAUUGGUUCACAUCUUUUUGCCUCCUGUAUGACACUGCUCAACCGAUAUGAGACUUAUGCAGCUAGUCUGAUCUCUGUAUACACUGUUCUUGUUAUAACAGCUGUUCUCGCAUUUAGAGUAGCUGGUGGAAGGGUUUGUAAUAUAACACAGUGCUUCAUAAGAAAAUGAAAAUCGAUAUGAGCGUUUAGUACAACUACAAAACGAGACGCUUAAUGCCUUUCAGGGCAUUGAAUCGCAUCAAAUGGAUAUUAAAAAGGAUAUCGCCUCAAAAAGAGAAUUGCGUUUGAGAUGUCAUUCUUACGCUAUGUUUUUUCUAAUUAGAAUAAUAAGACACGACACUAUUUAUUAUUUCGCACGCAGCCGACUUUCAUUCGAUUGGCGAACCGAGAGUGAAAAGCGUUCACAUUCCUACUCGAUGUUAUACCGACUCUUAAUCUAACGAUCUGGAGAGCUCUUGAAUCGUUGUGACAUCGAGCUAGGGUCGAAAAUCAUUCCGCUUCCUUUUAUAGAAGUGGAUACACUGCUCAAGACGUAUACAUAUUGAUUAUGAAAAUGGGCAAAAUGAAUAUCGCGAAAAUUAUGAUGAUCAACUUAAAUUAUUACUCUAUUUUCGAUGACAAAUAAAUAUACGGGACACAACGAAACAAAAGACUAAUGGCUAGGCUUUUAGAAUGAACUUUCCCUAAAGGUGCUUUGUCGAUGUUCUCAUUAACAAUGUGCUUUAUCGUCGAUUGGAAACGCCUUUUUAUAAUGAUAAGGAUCAUGAUAUUCCAUCCAAAUUUAUCGUCUUCGCCAAUAUGUGAGAACCUCUUGUAACGUAUGAGCUAGAGAUUUAACAUUAGCAAUUAUAUUUUAUACAUUUUGAUUAUUGCUAAACUUAAGAGGACGCCAAAGACAAUUGUCUGUUUUACCACUCACCAAAUUCGCAAAUUCUUCAGCUUUAUCAAUUCUAAUACGCAUUUAUGUGCAUAAUACUUUGCUAUCUUUCAAUAUGAAGUUCUAACCAGCUAAAUUCUAAAGUUAUGAUACUUGCCCUUUUUGCGGCAUCUUUUUCUGCUUCAGUUUUAAUCUUUUGGCUACCUUUGUCGAGCCAUUAGUCAGUCCCUUUAAAUAAAAGCAGGUAUACGGCCGAAUUAAAUUUUUAAAUAAACGUAAUGGUGACUUGUUAAGAAAAGCAAUUCAAUUGAUAGCAUCGUGGUACAAUAUUAAAUGAACUCUGAUAGAAAAUAAUACAUAUAUAUGUGUAUAUGUUUAUACAAACAUAUAUGUGUACAUGUGGUGUUGCCUCACUUCACUCAUUCCUACAUGUUAUAUGGUAAUAACAUUAAUAACAAUCAUAACACACCUUACUAUUAUUGUUACCUUCAUUUAAAUAACACAAAAAAAAGGAAAUAUCAAAAUGACUUGUCGGAGUGGAUUUUCAAAACCACAAGGAAUUGUUGAUUACUUUUUGUAUCGAAAGAAUAACCUGUUAAUGAAUGUAGUUUAGAUGAAUAUAAAAUGUCAUGUAUAUUUUACAUCUUCUUUUUGUAAUCGACUUUCCAUCUAAUUCGUAUUACAUUUUAUGUCAUUCAAUGAAAAUCCUUUUUGUAAUAAAAGAAAUGAGAUGAAAAAUGAAGGAAAAUGCAACACGAGCGUUUAUCUCUAUAGAAGUUCUCUGUCACUCGUCUAGGAUACAUUUAAUUAUAAGAGAAAGAAUGAGAUUAUUUAUUUUUCACUUCUUUUAUUAUGAAAACAAUAAACAACCUAUAAUACA
This is a messenger RNA of Cephus cinctus (wheat stem sawfly), 2586 nucleotides long. RefSeq names its product gamma-secretase subunit Aph-1 (gene aph-1). Gene Ontology annotation, cellular component: gamma-secretase complex; membrane; endoplasmic reticulum. NCBI's taxonomy places the organism in Eukaryota, Metazoa, Arthropoda, Insecta, Hymenoptera, Cephidae. Gene Ontology annotation, molecular function: protein-macromolecule adaptor activity. The transcript is spliced from 3 exons. The coding region runs from base 282 to 998 and encodes 238 amino acids. Gene Ontology annotation, biological process: Notch receptor processing; protein processing; Notch signaling pathway. The record is from RefSeq and is a predicted model, not a curated record.